AUGGGUAGCUAUUCAUACCCCGAUCCUUUGCCUUACUGGCAAGUCAACAUCCCACCAGAAGACCGCGAGGAAAAAUGCCCAGAGUUUCUGCGCGAUGUCAGCAACAAAGACGUCGGCAUCAUCGGCACGCCUAACGAGGAAUAUCGCGUGCAGACGUGGCAGGAGGUCGUGGGCUUCAUCCGCACAGACAGGCUUGCCGAUUUCCGACGGUGGCCAUCUGAUCUGCGAAGGUACCGAGAGUAUAUUUGGGAGCUCAAGCGUGCCUAUGGGAGCGUCAUGAACUUCAUGCUGAAAGAGAGGCUGUGCUGGCACGAGCCCGUCGUGCCCCGGGGAAGCAGGCCAUUCGAGUGCCACGAGGAUUUCAAGAUCUUGAUGAACGACUGGCCAUAUGGCCUGGACAAACGCAUCGUGCAUCUAGUUGUUUGGACGAAGUUCGACCUGCCAGACGACCGCGAAACGGAGGCUGAGAUCGAGGCGUUUGUGGACAGGACCUUUUCGCCCCGCGUGUCACAAGACAAGCGCAUAUGGUUCAAAAAUCCACCGAGUCUCAAGUCGGUUCACUCCGUGGAGCAUAUUCACGUCAUGUUGUUCGACCCCGAUCCGGACUUUGUGCGGCAUGUGACAAACGGUGACGUCCCUCGCUGCCAGAAAUUCAACCCCGCCGGCAAUUUGGCGAGGUUAACAUGA
Molecule: messenger RNA, 687 nt
Organism: Diaporthe amygdali
Lineage: Eukaryota; Fungi; Ascomycota; Sordariomycetes; Diaporthales; Diaporthaceae
Exons: 2
Coding region: 1-687 (228 amino acids)
Biological process (GO): N-acetylglucosamine metabolic process
Cellular component (GO): cytoplasm
Source: RefSeq, a predicted model, not a curated record